UGAAGCUUGCGCCCAUCGCGUGCAGUUGACGGUUGGCGGGAUUCACGUGAAGACGUACCACGCAGUUUAUUCGUUUGGCUUGAUGGCAAUCGUGUGUGAUAUUGUAACACUGUUCAGGAGAAUUGUGUUAAAGUUGAUGUGACAUUCUAACCAGUUUAUCGAACCAGAAAUCUAGUAUCUUAAAAUGAUGUGUUGUUUGUUUGACGAGAACGAAGAAUCAGGUGCAGGUGAUAAGAAUAACAAUCAACUAUUUGCAUUUAUAUCCAAGUGAUAUCGUUAAAAGUGCUCCAUACAAGAAACACAGUUUAUACACAAACAACAUUUGUUUCAAGCCAAACGAAUAUCAUCGAUUGCAAAUUAUAUGCAUUCCACCUCAACCUAUCAUCAAUCAUUGCUUUAGAUUGCAUACACUGAUAUCAAUCCAACCGAUCAAGAACUCAUCCACAUCAACAUCCUCCCGGGUCUCGCUAUAUCUCGUGACUAGCACGCGAGUACAUCGAAAUGAUCACCGACAGCAGCAGUAUAACAGCGGCCGCAGUUCUAUGUGUGCUCCAGCUGAUAUCAGCAUCACCUCCCCAACAACAACAACAACAACAGCCGCCACAACCCCAGUUCCAGAAAAACUGCGGACUCUACGGCCAGAUGCCGUGCACUUUUGUUCCGGCUCCACCCGGAAUUACGCCGAAGUGUGCUUCACCGGGAAAGACGUUUUGCGAGCAGAAUCCCGAAUAUCCCACCCACUUAAUCCAGCGCCUGGUUGAGCAAUUGGGCUAUCAACGCAUCCUCGCCAACGAAGAUCGUGUGGACUUUAACAUGAAUCGCGAAUGGGAGGAAGAGCACCAUCACCAUCAUUAUCACCAUUUUUAUGGUCCCUCAAUGGCAAUCAGCGCCAGCUACGGUCCCCAACCUCAUAAAGUCCCGUAUCAAGGCUACAACUAUGACCUACCCAAACAGCAGCAGCAGCACUACCAGCAGAACGACAACACCGUGGCCUAUGACCAGAAACCACCGCCGAUGCCCGUACCUCAGCCCAUCUACAUCCCAAAGCCCCAGCACUCGUUCAAUUAUCACACAUACGUGAGACCUCCAGCGAACCAAAGCACCCAAAAGUCCAGUUCACCCGGGGCCGGUGGCUACUUCUAUCCUCAACCCUCAACCCCAUUCAGUCCAGCCGAAUGGCUGAGACGAUUCGCACGUGACCUUACUGAAAAGCAGACCCCUGCGAGGGGUUUUAGCUACCAUCGUGUGGCUGGACCAAGUCCUUCGCCAUCCCCCUUCAAGCUACCGCCAGAGCUUGAAGUAAGACCAUCUCCCUUUCGGUUGGUGAACGAAUCGGUGUAUCAUGACACGGUCGCACGAUCACGUCAGAAGCGCCAGGUCACCGACGGCCGGACAGAGCUUUGCCAGACGCGCGAGAUGUACGUUACGCCGCAGGCUGCCCUAAACACCAAGGUUUCGUAUCUUCGUUUACUGUGUGCUACUAGGCAACUGGAUGUACAUCGUAAAUCACGAGGAAUCGCGGCAGCUGGUGAAAGCGGAGAUAUGCACGUCAAGCGAGUGCUCCAAUCUGUGCAGCCUCCCGAAUGGGUACAACUCCCGGUGUGAGCAAAAGUUCUCUCAGAAGCGGCUCUUGACGCUGGACGCCGAUGGGCAGAGUUUGUACGUCGACACCUAUUGGUUCCCGAGCUGCUGCGUGUGCACCUUGGCGAUGAACACCUGAGAGGCUGGAUUGUGGGCGUGGUGACACUUUUGGUCUGGAAACAUUGCAUGGAUGCAGCAAAUGCGGCAUAACAACUUUGUUGUUUAAUAAUUGUGAGUAUGAGAUUAUUGUAUAAAGUGUGGAAAAUAUAAUAUGACAGAGAGUAGUGCGGUUGUUGAAUGGAGCAACAAACUAGCUGAGCAGAAGCAAAUGUGAUUUUUGAUUUUUAGGAUCAUCAUUUUUUUAGUAUUCAAGUAGCAUUAAAAGUCGCUUAGCAUUGUUGCUUACCCAGAAAUUAAUAUACAUCCAUAAUAUACACAAAAUUAUUAUACCUAAUUUAUUGCAUAAUAUUAUAUAAAUAAAGUAGGACUACUGAAGUUACCUUAUUUAUAAAAA
Molecule: messenger RNA, 2095 nt
Organism: Aedes albopictus (Asian tiger mosquito)
Lineage: Eukaryota; Metazoa; Arthropoda; Insecta; Diptera; Culicidae
Gene: spz5
Product: protein spaetzle 5
Exons: 6
Coding region: 502-1605 (367 amino acids)
Biological process (GO): central nervous system formation; innate immune response
Cellular component (GO): extracellular region
Molecular function (GO): Toll binding; growth factor activity
Source: RefSeq, a predicted model, not a curated record